AAAUGGUGGAGAAUAACACUCUCAUAAUCACAGGAGGAGUGGUCGUAGUUUCGAGUAUUGCUAUCUACAUUUAUUUGAAAGCAACAAAUACAUGCCCCUUCUCACUUUGUAAAAAGAGCAAGAAACGAACUCUUGUCGAUGAUUCUGUCAAGUAUCCACUUCCGUUGAUUGAAAAGUUCGAGAUCAGUCAUGACACGAGAAAAUUCCGAUUCGGAUUACCAUCGAAGGAUCAUAUUCUUGGGCUUCCAAUCGGCCAACACGUUUACCUCACCGCAAAUAUUGAUGGAAAGAUUAUCGUUCGCCCAUAUACUCCAGUAUCCAGCGAUGAAGAUCUAGGAUUCGUUGAUUUGAUGGUGAAGGUUUACUUCAAGAACACAAAUGAGAAAUUCCCAGAAGGUGGAAAAAUGAGUCAACAUUUGGAGAGCCUCAAGAUUGGAGACACGAUCAAUUUCCGCGGGCCACAAGGAAAUAUUGUUUACAAAGGUCACGGAUUGUUCAGCAUCAAAGCCGAUAAGAAGGCCGAGCCGAAGAAUCGAGUUUUCAAGCAUCUUUCCAUGAUUGCUGGAGGAACCGGAAUCACACCAAUGCUUCAAGUCAUUGCUGCCAUUCUUCGUGAUCCAACUGACACCACUCAGAUCAGACUUUUGUUUGCAAAUCAGACUGAGGACGAUAUUCUGUGCAGACAGGAACUUGACGAUCUUGCAAAGGAGCAUCCAACUCGUUUCCGUGUAUGGUAUACAGUCGAUAGACCACCAGUGAUGUGGAGCUAUUCCUCUGGAUUCAUCAAUGACAGCAUGAUCAAGGAAAACCUCUUCCCACCUGGCGAUGAUUCUGCUGUUCUCUUGUGCGGACCACCACCAAUGAUCAACUUUGCUUGCAUUCCGAACCUUGAGAAGCUCGAAUACGACCCAGCAAAUCGUCUUCUCUUCUAGAUCAAUCAGGAUCCCCAACUACUUUCUGUGUUAUUAAUUAGUUUCAUCGCCAUUCUCAAUGUUCAUGUAUUUGACUACAAUAGUAAACCUUUUUCUAACAU
This is a messenger RNA of Caenorhabditis elegans, 1033 nucleotides long. It is a transcript of the gene hpo-19, whose product is annotated as NADH-cytochrome b5 reductase. Gene Ontology annotation, molecular function: cytochrome-b5 reductase activity, acting on NADH; oxidoreductase activity. NCBI's taxonomy places the organism in Eukaryota, Metazoa, Nematoda, Chromadorea, Rhabditida, Rhabditidae. The transcript has 5 exons. The coding region runs from base 3 to 932 and encodes 309 amino acids. The record is from RefSeq and is marked reviewed.